AUGACCAGUUCGUCAACAUCUUCUGCUCGUUUUCCUCGAUUCUCUACUCAUGGUGUGCCUACAAGAUGUUGGUGUGGCGAGGGCAUAACCACGUUUGGUUAUUCGACGGUGGAGAAUAGGUAUCGACGAUUCUACCGAUGCGAAAUCGCAAGAGAUAGAAAAACUGAGAAUCAUCUAUUUAAAUGGAUUGAUGAAGCUUUGAUUAAGGAGAUUCGGAUGGUGGAUGCGAAACAUGAGAGGGUUGCUCUAGGGAUUACGAAGUUUGAAGAAAGGGUUAUGGAAAAGCUUAAAGAGAAGGUAUACUUGGGGUUUGCUAGAGUUGCACAGGAGAUGAAACAGAAGCUAAAGAUAGCGACGGUGGCUAUGGUAGUUGUAGGAGCAAUCGUAGGAAUAUGGACUUCUCUUACUGUCUGA
Messenger RNA from Brassica oleracea var. oleracea, 414 nucleotides. RefSeq lists its product as uncharacterized. Bases 1 to 414 code for a protein of 137 amino acids. Gene Ontology annotation, molecular function: zinc ion binding. Lineage: Eukaryota; Viridiplantae; Streptophyta; Magnoliopsida; Brassicales; Brassicaceae. The transcript has 3 exons. The record is from RefSeq and is a predicted model, not a curated record.